Molecule: messenger RNA, 585 nt
Organism: Gastrolobium bilobum
Lineage: Eukaryota; Viridiplantae; Streptophyta; Magnoliopsida; Fabales; Fabaceae
Product: early nodulin-like protein 8
Exons: 2
Coding region: 1-585 (194 amino acids)
Cellular component (GO): plasma membrane
Molecular function (GO): electron transfer activity
Source: RefSeq, a predicted model, not a curated record
AUGGCCAAUCAUUUAAAUCAUAAAUUGUCGGUGUCUCUCAUGCUUACGUUGUUCCAAAUCCAAACCAAGGUGCUCUGCUAUUACUACAAAGUUGGAGAUUUAGAUGCUUGGGGAAUACCCACUUCAGCAAAUCCUCAAGUCUACACCGUGUGGUCCAAAUAUCACAAUCUAAAGCUUGGAGACUCGCUUUUGUUUCUAUACCCACCAAGUCAAGAUUCAGUUAUUCAAGUUACAGAGGAAUCCUACAAGAGCUGCAACCUUAAAGACCCUAUAUUAUAUAUGAACAAUGGAAACUCUUUGUUUAACAUCACAUCACAUGGUGAAUUCUACUUCACCAGUGGAGUGGCUGGGCAUUGCCAAAAAAAUCAAAAGCUUCAUGUAUCUGUUGGUGGAGGAGGGGGAAUAUCAAAUAUGGAUGGAGCAUCUGGACCAAGUUCAUUACCUGCAUAUGCACCUUCUUAUCCCACAGUAUUUGGCAACAUUCCAAUAUCUCCUUCAACCUCAACCUCAUCUCAGUUAACUUCAACUUUUCAAAUUCUCAUCAUUGGAUUCGUGAUAUGUAUGCUGUUCUCUGCCUUAAUGUAA